AGUGGAAUUGAAUUAUCGGGGCGUUCCGAUUCUUCACGAUAACGCCUACAGCAUUCGGAAUUGAGCAGUAUAGCGGCCGACAUAGGAUCAAACCUGCAUGCACGAUCCAUGAUGACAUCCUAUAGUUCAUCUUUAAACAACGGGAGCACGUCUGCUUCCGUACUUUUGAACCAAGGCCAUUUUUCAUCAUUCAGUGUACCGCAACUAGCACCUCCAAGGACAACAACAUAUCAAGCGCCUAUCUUCGCAUCCUCAUCCACUUCUAAUCCAACAAAUGGCCCACGCGCUUUCAAGGCUCCAGCUCAUAAACAUGCGCAUCAUCUGCACUCCAUCCCUCCUAGGGAGAAAUCUACUCGAACUCUCAUAAUCGAUCAUAUGUUAUGGGUUCAUGGCCGGACCCGAUUUACCCAGGCCCGUGCUGAGCUCGGAAUGACCGACCGAACAGGAGGUCCUUCUUCGUCUAAUUACCGUCAUCGCGAACGCCCUGAAUCUUACGACGAAGAUGAUGAAGUUUCAAGUGACGGGGAAAAUGUUGAAAUGCUCAAGGCUAGAGAAGGUGGACCAGGUCAUCCUCACAACGAGGAUGAGGAAAAUCGUCGGCAGAAACAGGACUUGAUCCUUGCAAGGACUCUGAGACUUCGUGCUAUUGGUCUCGAGAAGGUCGUAACAUCAAUGCUCGACCAGCCUCCUCCUGUGCACCCUAUCCUGGACGAAGAUUUGACUACGCCACCCACAUCCCCGGAGCGCCCGGGGCUACACCAGUCGCCCCAGCGUACUGUCUCUCACCAGCACACUCUACCGAAUGGUGUUCGUUUACGGUUGGCGUUGGGUACUGUCAUCAAUGAUUUAUUUGCGCGUCAAGCGCCUACCCCUCUAUACCGACAUCAUCACCAUCCUCCACCAAUUAUUGUUUCUAGUAAUGGCUCGGAUCAAACGUCAUCCAAUGGUUUAAGUCCAGGAAGUUCUCCUGCAAUGCAAAAGGCGUCACCAGCGUCCGGGAGGGGAAGUAGCACGUCCUCUGCGCCAGGACCUACUGGUAGUCUCCCUCCAUCAGUCCUCUUGCUUUCCCAAGUAUCAGCUGCGGCCCUGCCUCAAGUGUCACUCUUACCCAUGGGUGACUUUCGUGCACUACCUCCCCCGAUGCAAGCACCACAAAUGGUGCAGUCUCGUAACCGAAGGUCAAAGUUCGCGCCCAACAGCCGUGUAUACGCCAUGUACAAGGAAGGCGCUGAUCCCUCCACCGCCAAUUCACCUCCCGGCUUGCGGUGCACACGACACCUUUAUACUGCAUGCGAAAUCUGUGUUGAAGCCAAACAAUCUGUCAAGGCACCAGGCGGGUCUGGUCGAGCGCGUGCAACGUCAGCCGCAACCGGCCUCAGAACCUUUGGGGACUGGGAAGGUGGAAUAGGCGGGUCAGGUGGAAGUAUGGGUGGUAGCGGCGGUGGUAUCGCUGGCUGGCAAGAUGGCCCCGGCAUUGGAUCGGGGUUGGCUCAGCCGGGUGUAGAUGGCAGCGUGCUGCGCCGGAAGUCGAAGUGGUUCAUGCCUGAUUCUGAAGGAGAGCAGUCCGACGCUGCAGCUGGGAAUACUCGGCUUUCAGAGCUUAUUCCACGCUUCCUGAGGCUUUCUGCCCUUGUCGCAAUGGAGCUUGGAGAAGAGCUUGGCGACGAUGAGUAUGAAGGCGACUGGCAAAGAUCAGGCAUAGAAAUGUCUGCCCAAAUGCCGUCGUCACCUAGAUCCUUAUCCCGAAGAUCUCAAACCAUAGAGGCGCCUCCUUUACGACCUUCACGAGAAUGGUACAUGCUCCUAGCAGGUUUGCUCGCUCGUGCUACCCUGGAGGGUUACCUCACCGGAGGGUGGUGGGGUCUGGAGGCUGUUGAAUGCCUUCUAUCAGUUGGCUUGGGCAUCGGUGACGAUGGGUUUGGCCAUCUGGGUCAAGUCGACCAACCGGACGACGCAGAUUCUGCAUUUGCAUGGUUCGAACCAGACGACCUCCCUAGUCUCAAAGAAGCGACAAGAAUCAUGUUUCCUGCAUUGCGAGCUGCACGAAAUGGAACUCCCAUUCGAAGAGAGGGCGCAGAAGCUGAAUUUGAAGCUGAAAUGGAUGAGCGUCUCAGAAGGUUCUAUACGAUACCUUCUCUGACGCCAGAUCUAUCGACACAUAUGGAAGACUUGGCAUGGCACUACCCUGCCGAGCCUGUUGAGAGGGCAGCAUUACGCUUCUGUGAAGCAAUUGCAAAGUGGCGUGGUAAACCUGAACUUGAAACCUACACAAAGAAACAGUCGAACGAUGUAACCGCAUCAGGAUCCAGUAUGACCAUCGAGACUCUCGUGCACUCCAAUCCAACCAGUCCCACCAUGGAAGGGUACUCGGUUCAACCAUCGAGGUCCCAAAGGCCUCCCAUUGAAAAGUACUUCAUCGUACCCCCUUCGUAUAUAGGAAGAGGCAAGCGCAGAAGGUCGCUUGAUGAAGCGGACUCGUCUCACAAGAGAGUUCAUGGAUGAUGUAGCGGACAUCUGUAUCACAAUAUCGAUCGUCUGCUUCAUUUGUUCGCUGUGUCGUGAUAAUACUUAUCCUCGUGUUUGCUUGUACAGUAUCGUUAUUCCGUCUUGUUAUCGUUUAUCAGCUCAUUUCAGUGGAUUCCCUGCAGUAUUCCAGAGCUCAAAUUCAGAUGCCAUUACUCUAAGCCCCACAAUCUUUUUGCGUCCGUGCUAACUUGCUGAAUGAAGCACAUCUCAAUAUCUUUGAUCUCGACAUGCGUCACCAUAGUCUGUGUUACUAGAGGGCUAGCUCUAUGCUGGUAAGUUGGCAGUGUUGCGCAAGAC
Messenger RNA from Suillus paluster, 2823 nucleotides. RefSeq lists its product as uncharacterized. NCBI's taxonomy places the organism in Eukaryota, Fungi, Basidiomycota, Agaricomycetes, Boletales, Suillaceae. Bases 109 to 2502 code for a protein of 797 amino acids. The transcript is spliced from 5 exons. The record is from RefSeq and is a predicted model, not a curated record.